Lutzomyia longipalpis is the source of this 1149-nucleotide messenger RNA. It is a transcript of the gene CIAPIN1, whose product is annotated as anamorsin homolog. The coding region runs from base 207 to 977 and encodes 256 amino acids. NCBI's taxonomy places the organism in Eukaryota, Metazoa, Arthropoda, Insecta, Diptera, Psychodidae. Gene Ontology annotation, biological process: iron-sulfur cluster assembly. The record is from RefSeq and is a predicted model, not a curated record. The transcript has 2 exons. Gene Ontology annotation, cellular component: cytoplasm. Gene Ontology annotation, molecular function: iron-sulfur cluster binding.
CUGCUCUUGGCUGAGCUGUCAAAAUUUAGUCAACAAAGAGAGAUUUUCUUAAGACUUUUUUUCUCAGAGGAUUUUAACACAUUUUCGAGGAAUUUUCGCCCAUUUUCAUCACGAAAAAUUCUUUUUAAUACAUCAAAGAAUCCUUUUGCAUUGAAUCCCGUUGAAGCAAUCCAAGGAAAAAGCAGAAAACUUACCUGGAGGAAACGAUGGAGUACGUAAAGCCAGGAAAUCACGUCCUUUACGUUUGGAUUUCCAAAGUUCAGUCUGGUCUGGAGAAGGCUGUCAGUGAGAUUCGUUCCCUGAAGGAUGUGGUCGUGAGUGUGGAGAAUUCAGAUCGCAUCGAGGACUCAACGUACACAAAUUCCACCUUUGACAUUGUCAUCUCACACUGUUCCAGCAAUAGCACAACUCCGGAAAAGUUAAAAUUAUUCCUGAAUCUCGUGAAGCCCCAAAAGCCCGUUGUCUUUGUCUUCCUGCGCAGCGAUGAAUCCCUCCUGGAGAGCUUUGAGUCCCAACUCAAGGAAGCUGGAUAUGUCAAUGUGAAGAAAAAGUCGAGUAAUGUUUUUGUGGCUGAGAAACCAAACUACGAAGUCGGGUCAUCGGUGAAGCUGUCAUUUGCCCAGAAGAAACCACAAGCAGCCGUUUGGAAGCUCGAUGAUGACGAGGACGACGACGAGGUAAUCAAUGAGGAUGAUUUGCUGGAUGAGAGCGACAAGAAGAAACCCGAUGAGGCAUCUCUGCGUGUCUGUGGUACCACAGGAAAGCGAAAGGCCUGCAAAGACUGCACAUGUGGUCUUGCCGAGGAGCUGAGUGGACAACAAAAGGACAACGCAGCAGCAGCUGCUCCCAAAUCCUCAUGUGGCAGCUGCUACCUCGGCGAUGCUUUUCGCUGUGCUUCAUGCCCCUACCUGGGUAUGCCUGCCUUCAAGCCAGGCGAGAAGAUUCAAAUUGCCACUGAUCAACUCAUGUCCACAUAAAAAUAUUUGCUCAACAACGUCAACAACACAAGGCUAAAAAAAACCCAGGAUAAUCAGGCAAAAUAUUCAGGUGUAAUGCAGUAGACGAUAAAAUAACAAAUAUUCCUUUGCUAAAUGUAAUUUCAAUGUGAAAAAAGAAAAAAAAUAAAUCAAUAUCUUAUCGGACAAUUUA